Messenger RNA from Fulvia fulva, 1554 nucleotides. Its product is annotated as Xylooligosaccharide oxidase. The record is from RefSeq and is a predicted model, not a curated record. Gene Ontology annotation, molecular function: oxidoreductase activity; FAD binding. Bases 1 to 1554 code for a protein of 517 amino acids. The transcript has a single exon. NCBI's taxonomy places the organism in Eukaryota, Fungi, Ascomycota, Dothideomycetes, Mycosphaerellales, Mycosphaerellaceae.
AUGGCAUUCAAGUCGCUCGUUCGAGGAAGCAUCCUGCUCAGCUUAGCAUCUAACACACUAUCAGCAGAGUCAGCAGCAUCAGACUCACUACAAGACUGCCUGCAGAACGCACAAGCAACAGUCUUCUACCCACAAUCGACAGGUUACAACGACACAGCCAAAUCACAGAACACCAACUACAACUACCAACCAGCCGCGAUCCUACAACCCAACUCGACCGAAGAGACUGCCGCCAUCGUCAAGUGUGUCGUCGCAGAGCAGGGCGCCACCAAGUUGUCGAGUUUCGGCGGAGGACAUGGCUACGCAUCUUACGCACUCGGCGGCACUGAUGGCUUCGUGGUCAUCGACGCGAGCAAGCUCCAGGACAUUGAGAUCGACGAGGCCGGAAGCACUGUUACUGUCGGCGCAGGUACCAAGAUCGGACCAGUCGCAGCGCGCAUUGGUGAGAAGGGCUUCGGUCUUCCACAUGGCACCUGCUCCAGCGUCGGCGUCGUCGGCCAUUCUCUUGGAGGUGGUUGGGGCUUCUCGAGUCGCAAGUGGGGAUGGCUCUUGGACCACAUUGUCUUCCUAACCAUUGUUGACGCCAAGGGCGAGAUCAGAGAUGUUCUCCCAUCUUCCACCGGCGCUGAUGCGGACCUCUGGUGGGCGAUGCGCGGCGCUGGAGCCAACAACUUCGGCGUUGUCACAUCCAUCACCUUCAAUGUGGAGAAAGCACCAGCAAAGUCCGUCAACUACAAGGCUAUCUUCCAGACCAACGACGAGUGCGCUGAGGCAUUGGUCGGCUUCCAAGAGUUGAGUCUUUACCCUGCCGAUGACAAUGGUCUUUCCUCGAAGCUGGGUGCCCAGCUUCUUCUGUAUGGCGAAGGAGGAAGUGAUCCGGGUGCAUGCCGAUUCCUUGGACAGUAUCUUGGUCCACUCGAGGAGUUCCUGGAGAUCAAGAAGAGAAUUGUGGACAACUUUGAGGGUAGAGGUAUCAAGAUUGGCGAGUUCAACAACACCGAAUCUGACAGCUGGGUGAAGACUCUGACAGACCUGAUGGGUGACCUCAACGCCCCACCAACCAAGGUCCCGUACUACGCGCAGUCGCUGAUGGACGAUGGCUCACCUGGAUACUCCAAGGAGAGUGCUUUAGCCAUCACUCAAGCUGUCCAGAGGACUGUCGGCCUCCAUGGCAUUGGCACAUCAAUCGCCUUCGACCUGAACGGCGUCGGCUCCGGUACCAACGCCGAGCAGCCUCACGGUGACUCUGCAUUCGCUGUUGCCGGUCAUCGCAAAGCACUCUUCCUCAGCCAGAUCUAUGUCAACGGCUACCCAGGCUUCGACAAGCCACAGGAGCAGGAGGAAGUGAACCGAGCAGUGGAUGGCGUGGUUGGCGCAGUCAAGGCUGCGAAUCCUUACGACACCUGGCAGGCGUACGUCAACUACGUUGACCCUCGUCUGCAGGAUUGGGCACAGCAGUACUAUGGCCAGGCUUUGGCUCGUCUGAAGUCCAUCAAGAAGGCCGAGGACCCGAACACUGUGUUCGACUAUGCCCAGGGCUUGGCUCACGCAUAG